Molecule: messenger RNA, 1389 nt
Organism: Trichoderma virens Gv29-8
Lineage: Eukaryota; Fungi; Ascomycota; Sordariomycetes; Hypocreales; Hypocreaceae
Exons: 2
Coding region: 1-1389 (462 amino acids)
Biological process (GO): regulation of intracellular pH
Cellular component (GO): membrane; vacuole
Source: RefSeq, a predicted model, not a curated record
AUGUCUAGUCGCUCCCCGUCUGCGUCUGGGCUGCUCCCCAUGCCUGGGGCUCCGUCAUCGUCCUGGGCCGCCUACAGCGCCAGACUGAAGAGCUUGGUGAAGCAUCCCAACAUAAGGGUCGUCGUCGCCUUCUGGCUUCUUGGUCUGAUCAACAAUGUGCUCUACGUAAUCAUCCUCUCGGCCGCGCAAGACCUCGUCGGAUCCCUCCCGAAAGGUGUCGUUCUCCUCGCCGACGUCGUCCCCUCGUUCUUCACCAAGCUCAUUGCUCCAUACUUUAUCCAUCGCAUACCGUACCCGAUACGAGUACUCAUCUUCAUCGCGCUGUCUGCAGGCGGCAUGUUGAUGAUUGCUCUUACACCUCCGUCCAAAUCGGUGCCGGUAAAGAUGGUGGGAGUAGUCUUGGCUAGCCUGAGUAGUGGCGGAGGCGAGCUCAGUUUCUUGGGACUGUCGCAUUACUACGGACAUGUGAGCUUGGCCGGUUGGGGAUCUGGCACUGGUGCAGCCGGUCUGGUUGGUGCAGGCUUAUAUGUGCUGUUGACGGACUGGUGGGGGUUUACUGUCCAGCAGAGCCUGCUCUUCUCGGCUUGUCUACCUCUCAUCAUGUUCAUCAGCUUCUUCAUCGUCCUUCCGUUAGAGCCGCUACGUCAAGCUGGUGCAUUGAAGGAAUAUGAUGCUGUUCCGGAAAGAGACGUAGAGGACGAAAUGGAUGCAGACCAGACGGAACAGGAGAUUACAGCUAGCACUUCUGCGCUGCUUGUACCGGAGCCAUCUGUCCUAUCAGCAAACACCGCGUAUGCCAUGACUCGGGGUGGCUCGAAUUCUCUCCAGAACAACUUGCGGAGAGCCAAGGCGCUCUUCAUACCGUACAUGGCGCCCUUGCUGCUGGUAUAUAUUGCCGAGUAUACCAUCAACCAAGGCGUCGCGCCCACGCUACUCUUCCCACUCGAAUCGUCGCCAUUCAAGGAGUACCGUGAAUUCUAUCCCUUCUAUGGGUUUCUAUAUCAGGUUGGCGUCUUCAUCUCGCGGUCCUCCACCGCUUUUAUCCGUGUUCACUACCUGUACCUCCCAUCCCUACUCCAAGUCGGAAACUUGAUUCUUCUGACACUCCAUGCCAUGUUCUUCUUUAUUCCAUCCGUCUACAUUGUAUUCAUCAUCAUCUUCUGGGAGGGCCUAUUGGGCGGCGCCGUCUACGUGAACUGCUUCGCCGAAAUCAUGGAAAAUGUACCGGUUGAGGAGCGCGAGUUUAGUCUCAGCGCCACUACGGUGAGUGACAGCGGGGGCAUUUGCAUUGCAGGCCUGAUUAGCAUCCUGAUGGAGACGAGUCUCUGCGAUUACCAGGUUGCGCAUGGGCGCGAUUGGUGCCAGAGGGUUACCAUUUCGCAUGGCUGA